This is a messenger RNA of Pogona vitticeps (central bearded dragon), 1865 nucleotides long. It is a transcript of the gene MAPK10, whose product is annotated as mitogen-activated protein kinase 10. NCBI's taxonomy places the organism in Eukaryota, Metazoa, Chordata, Lepidosauria, Squamata, Agamidae. The record is from RefSeq and is a predicted model, not a curated record. Gene Ontology annotation, biological process: protein phosphorylation. Gene Ontology annotation, molecular function: MAP kinase activity; ATP binding.
AAAGACCACGUAAGGUCGCCGCUGCCGCCGCCGCCGCUCGUCCUGGUCCUGCUUCAGCCCAGUCAGGAGGCUAGUCCGCAAGGCGAGGAAUGGUGUGAAACUGGGGAUCAAAACACUCCCUGCACUGCCUGUUCUCUGAGCUCCAGAUGAAGCGGAGACUUUGCAGACAAGAGAACCUAAGGAGGGAGAGCAGCAGGAGGAGUUGGCAUUUAGCCACAGAGCUUCAAGUCUUCCCAUCCAUAGGUGGCCAAGCACCAUCAUUUUAAAGGUCGAUCUCCUUUUCCUGCCUUUAGACACAAAGGUAUUUAUGAGCCGCCAUUUCUUAUACUACUGCAGUGAACCUACCCUGGAUGUGAAGAUUGCCUUUUGUCAGGGAUUCGGGAAACAAGUGGAUGUGUCAUAUAUUGCCAAAUAUUACAACAUGAGUAAAAGCAAAGUUGACAACCAGUUCUACAGCGUGGAAGUGGGUGACUCGACCUUCACAGUUCUCAAACGCUACCAGAACUUAAAACCAAUCGGCUCUGGGGCUCAGGGAAUAGUUUGUGCUGCAUAUGAUGCUAUUCUCGACAGAAAUGUGGCCAUCAAGAAGCUCAGCAGACCGUUUCAAAAUCAGACACACGCUAAGCGAGCUUAUAGGGAGCUAGUCCUCAUGAAAUGUGUGAAUCACAAAAAUAUUAUCAGUUUAUUAAAUGUCUUCACACCACAGAAAUCUCUGGAGGAGUUCCAGGAUGUUUAUUUAGUAAUGGAGUUGAUGGAUGCCAACUUGUGCCAGGUAAUUCAGAUGGAACUAGACCACGAGCGAAUGUCUUACCUGCUCUACCAAAUGCUUUGUGGCAUCAAACACCUUCAUUCUGCAGGAAUCAUUCACAGGGAUCUAAAACCAAGUAAUAUUGUGGUAAAAUCUGACUGCACGUUAAAGAUCUUGGAUUUUGGACUGGCCAGGACUGCAGGCACGAGCUUCAUGAUGACUCCCUAUGUGGUUACACGGUAUUACAGAGCACCAGAAGUCAUAUUGGGAAUGGGCUACAAGGAGAACGUGGAUAUAUGGUCAGUAGGAUGCAUUAUGGGAGAAAUGGUGCGCCACAAAAUCCUCUUUCCAGGAAGGGACUAUAUUGAUCAGUGGAAUAAAGUAAUUGAACAGUUGGGAACCCCCUGCCCUGAAUUCAUGAAGAAACUGCAGCCAACAGUGCGGAACUAUGUGGAAAACCGACCUAAGUAUGCUGGCCUCACUUUCCCCAAGCUUUUCCCAGACUCUCUUUUUCCAGCUGAUUCCGAACACAACAAACUCAAAGCUAGCCAAGCCAGGGACCUUUUGUCAAAGAUGCUAGUGAUUGAUCCAGCCAAGAGGAUAUCCGUGGAUGAAGCCUUACAGCAUCCGUACAUUAAUGUCUGGUAUGACCCAGCAGAAGUGGAGGCGCCACCUCCGCAGAUAUAUGAUAAGCAGCUGGACGAAAGAGAACACACAAUCGAAGAGUGGAAAGAAUUAAUCUACAAGGAAGUAAUGAACUCUGAAGAAAAGACCAAGAAUGGUGUAGUAAAAGGACAACCUUCUCCCUCAGGUGCAGCAGUGAACAGCAGCGAAAGUCUCCCUCCAUCCUCAUCCGUCAAUGACAUUUCCUCCAUGUCCACAGACCAGACCCUGGCGUCGGACACUGACAGCAGUUUGGAAGCUUCUGCAGGACCCCUCGGUUGUUGCAGGUGACUAGCCGCCUGCCUGCGAAACCCAACGUUCUUCAGAAGAUGAUGUAAUUUAGUGGGAGGGAAAUCAUUGUGGUUAUAGCAAAGAAUCUGAUGAUGGCAAAGAAGAGAAAAAUAUAAAACAAAAAGAGAAAAUUUAAAUACUCAUACACAAACACACACACACA